Phycomyces blakesleeanus NRRL 1555(-) is the source of this 462-nucleotide messenger RNA. RefSeq lists its product as hypothetical. NCBI's taxonomy places the organism in Eukaryota, Fungi, Mucoromycota, Mucoromycetes, Mucorales, Phycomycetaceae. The record is from RefSeq and is a predicted model, not a curated record. The transcript has 2 exons. Bases 1 to 462 code for a protein of 153 amino acids.
AUGGGCAUGAAGUCAUUGUCUUUAACCCAGAAGCUACAGGGAAUCUCACAAGAUUAUGACUACGGAAUCGUACCAGGCUCAUCCACAAUAUUUAUGAGGGAUGAAGUGAAUGGAAUUGCCCGCCUAGACUUGACAUUACUUGAAGGUGUAAUGGUUAUAAUUGAAGUGUGCGACCAAGGUUACAAGCUUUGUUCAUAUAUUUCUUUGUCCGCCACACCGUCUGCCUUUCAAGCCGGUGAAGCGAUUAAAGAACAUGUAGAGGUGCCCUUUGAGAGCAUGGACAAUUUGCUUAUGACCAUAUCUCCUGCCUUUCGUGAACGACUCGAGAGAGUAUUGUUUGACAAACUACAGGAUAUUCAUUCCGACCCUUCACUUCCCGUCACACACAGCCCAACCCCACAUUCUUCAUCUAGUACAAAGUUACAAGACUCAUUCGAUGAUAUCAACGAUUGGAUUCACUAA